CUCAUUUUAUCUUGUUUGUGUUGGUAUUUUUUUUAUGUUUCUAAGUUUGAACUAAAAAAAAGAAAAAGAAAAAAAGAGCGAGCGAAAGAGAGCGCGGAAUCCACAUCAUUUGGCCAGGUGAUUCAUUCAGAGAUUGUUUGCCCCAAGGACGUCCCUAACUUUCGUUUAUAGAAACGACGGCAACUCCAAACUGACAUGGCAGUCAGACUGUGUGAUGUGGCUUCUCUGCUUAGAAGUGGUUCGUGGGCUCCAGAGCCUUGGACUGGGCAGGUAAUUGCGACCAUGGAAACACAGCUGUCCAACGGGCCGACGUGCAACAAUACAAGCAACGGUCCCUCGACAAUCUCGAACAACUGCUCCUCGCCUGUAGAGUCAGGGAGCAUAGAGGACAGUAAAACUAACUUGAUAGUCAACUAUCUGCCACAGAACAUGACCCAGGAGGAGCUCAAGAGUUUAUUUGGAAGUAUUGGAGAAAUUGAGUCCUGCAAACUGGUUCGGGACAAAAUAACAGGGCAGAGCCUAGGCUAUGGAUUUGUCAAUUAUGUGGACCCAAAAGAUGCAGAAAAGGCGAUCAAUACCUUAAAUGGCUUGAGGCUUCAGACUAAAACCAUCAAGGUUUCUUAUGCGCGCCCAAGCUCCGCCUCCAUCAGAGAUGCAAAUUUGUACGUCAGUGGUUUACCGAAGACCAUGACGCAGAAAGAGCUGGAGCAGCUGUUCUCUCAGUACGGACGCAUAAUUACCUCACGGAUCCUGGUGGACCAGGUGACUGGUGUCUCCAGGGGGGUCGGCUUCAUCCGUUUUGACCGGCGAGUUGAGGCUGAGGAGGCCAUCAAGGGUCUGAACUGUCAGAAGCCGCCUGGUGCCACCGAACCCAUCACAGUCAAGUUCGCAAACAACCCGAGCCAGAAGACCAGUCAGGCGCUGCUGUCUCAGCUGUAUCAGUCGCCCAAUCGAAGGUACCCAGGACCCCUCGCACAGCAGGCACAACGCUUCAGGUUGGACAAUUUGCUGAACAUGGCCUAUGGAGUCAAAAGGGGUCACCAGCAUGGUGCCCGUGAGCACCAAAUAGCCCCUGAGGACCACAUGUGGUGCCCGCGAGCCUGUUCUAAAAGCACAAAUGACCACCGGUUCUCCCCCAUGGCCAUUGACGGGGUGACCAGCCUGGCUGGCAUCAACAUCCCGGGGCACGCGGGCACCGGCUGGUGCAUUUUCGUCUACAACCUGGCUCCAGACGCGGACGAAAGCAUCCUCUGGCAGAUGUUCGGGCCGUUCGGCGCCGUCACAAACGUCAAGGUCAUCCGCGACUUCAACACAAACAAGUGCAAAGGAUUUGGUUUUGUCACCAUGACUAACUACGACGAGGCAGCCGUAGCCAUCGCCAGCUUGAACGGAUACCGCCUCGGGGACAGAGUUCUGCAAGUCUCGUUCAAAACUAACAAAACACACAAAGCCUAAAAAAAACCCACUGAGAUUGUUUCUAGAAAACACCAAGAAAAAGGGAAACGGAAGCGUAUUGUGCGUAACUUUCUACAUUAGUAAAAAAGCUUUGGAAUCAAUAUUUAGAGUCCAACAAUGUUUUUGUUUUUUCCGCCAUUGCUACGCUUUGAAUAUUUUCAUCGGUUUGAAGCAGAAAAAAAAAACCCCGUCAGGUUUUAAAAACUUGACAUUGAGUCUCUCGCGGUCUUCACUGAUGGAUGGCCUAUAAGGUUACUACAGUUUUCUAGAUUUUUCUGGCACAUUGCUUUGACACCGUUAGUCUUGUAAGGUUAAGUGUUGUGGUAUUUCUUUGUGUCCUGAUUUGCCAUCGGUGCGUUAAUGCUUUGAGUGGUUUAGCAAGUUCUUAUUUUGAGCUGUUUCUGUUAGUUUAUCGUACUAAGUUGGUAAUUGGUUGGCUGCCUAAUGUCGCUUCUUGUAAACCUUAACGGAUAAAGACAAAAAAAAUUCUUAAAGCAGUACCUUGCCAAAGAGCUAAGAACCUCUUUGAUGUGGGUUUAAAAAAAGCAUCUAUUUUUAUAAAAGAAAAAUUUGGAGAAACUUUUUACUGGACCUGGAACAAAAUAUUUUGACUUGAAUACUUUGACAAAUAUCUUCAUAUGACACCUUGUGAGCUUUUGAACUUUAAACGGAAAGUUUGCAGUGGUUGAUGUUUCUGGAGAGAUUUAUGAUGUAAAAGAUACCUUUUGAGAUCUUUGUAUUACCUUUAGACUACAGAAUCGGCGCCCGUGCUGGUUUCAUUUGUUGAAUCAUCUUGUGGGUCCUCCUCCAUCCCGAUCGUCUGCUCGACUACAAACUCGCUUUUCCGAUUUAGAUUUGAAAACAAAAUAAAAUAUUUAUUUGCAAAAAGAAGUGCAUGCAAAAUCACAGUAAGGAGAGAUAUUUAAAUGUUCUGGGGGAUUUAAAAUCAGUUCUUCCUGUAAGAUUUCCUUCAGAUGGAGUUUUUGUGGCGUACCUAUAGUAUCGGUAGACAGAUUUUUGUCUUAAUAUCGACCAUUGGGGGUUUUUACAUACUUUGUAUGAAAGAUUGUGGACAAGCUGAUGGCAGCCGCAGUUAAAAUAAGCGUCGGAAGAAUCAAACGGAUAACUUCUGAGCUUUGAGCUGUGUAAAUAAGUCUUUUUUUUUUUUUUCUUUUUUUUUUUACGUUGUAUUAAACAGACCUUUUUUUGUUUUAGGUUAGCCUUUGCUAGAAAGUGUGAUUUAUUCUACUUUUCUUUAAGACUAUGUAAGAUAUUGUUUUUGAAACCUUAAAUUUCUCUUAGGUUAAAAGAUUUUUAUUUGUCGUCCUAUGGACUAGCAUUUCAGUGCAUCAAAUAUGUUGGUUGUUUGGUCUGUAGAUAGUCUUGCUUUGUUGAGGAAAAAAAGUAUUAAAGUAUACACAUUUGUUUUUUUUAAUAUAUAUAAACAUUAUAGAUAUAUAUUUAUGUGGUAAAGAAUGGAUAUAAACCACAGUUUGGAAAUACUUUGCUUUCUUUCAUACUCACAUAUACGUAAUGCAUAUAACCUGUCUUUUAAAAUCGUAAAAAGGUGUAUAUUGCUUUAUGUUUGGGGACGGACAGUGGCGCAGUUGCAUUAGCAAUGACAAAAACCAUUAAAAAAAAGAAAUUGGCUGCUAAAUCUUAACGGAGAUCAUGGUGGUCCAAACGUCUACAUGAUCUGGAAACAUGCACUGAAUGCUGCACCUGCAUCCUGCGUGGUGUUUGAGCCAGUGCGAGUCCAGCUUCCCCCCUCAAACGAGCAGUGUGCUAUGCAUUAUAGACUUCUUUGCAACUGCUUUUUUUUCUUUAUCUAUUCCUCCUUUUGUUGUUGUAAAAGUUCAACUUUAAGUCAAGAUGAGUUGUGAUACCUGCUGCUGUAGGGGGGAGACGGGGAGCACUUUUUUCACGCCCGACUCGCCAACUUGACUCUUUUUCUUUUCAGAACCUGUCGACGAUGGUUCGGUCUCGGCAAGAUUUUGCCGACGGUUCCGGCGUGAAAAACCGCUCCCUCCAAACCCAUCUUAUCUCACUACUUAAUGGGAAUAAUUAUUUGAAGUUGUAUAGUCUGACUUGGUUUACAGCCUUUUUGGACCAGAAAAUCUUUUUGUUGACUAUUUAAGAGGAUGUACAUGUUCUUUACUUUGUGUUUGGAUACUUUGGAUUUUUUCAGUGUUAAGUACAUCAAUAAAUAAGAUUGAAGGGCAA
This is a messenger RNA of Fundulus heteroclitus (mummichog), 3678 nucleotides long. It is a transcript of the gene elavl2, whose product is annotated as ELAV like neuron-specific RNA binding protein 2. Gene Ontology annotation, molecular function: RNA binding. Bases 196 to 1455 code for a protein of 419 amino acids. The record is from RefSeq and is a predicted model, not a curated record. Lineage: Eukaryota; Metazoa; Chordata; Actinopteri; Cyprinodontiformes; Fundulidae. The transcript is spliced from 9 exons. Gene Ontology annotation, cellular component: ribonucleoprotein complex.